CCUCCUCCACAUCGCGAUUUACUUUUGGGGACGGACAGGAAGCACAGCAAAGACCACAUCCAGUCCUCCGAGGGUCCCCCUUCCCCUUUCCUUCCUUACGGGAUCUUUAGACAGAGAAAGCUUCCAGAAUGGCUCAGAUACUACCGAUACGAUUUCAGGAACAUCUGCAGUUGCAGAACCUGGGGGUGAACCCUGCCAACAUUGGUUUCAGUUACUUGACCAUGGAGUCGGACAAGUUCAUCUGCAUUAGGGAGAAGGUGGGCGAGCAGAACCAGGUGGUCAUCGUGGACAUGUCUGACCCCACGAACCCCAUCAGAAGACCGAUCUCUGCCGACAGCGCCAUCAUGAACCCUGCCAGCAAGGUUAUCGCCCUCAAAGCUGCGAAGACCCUGCAGAUCUUCAACAUUGAGAUGAAGAGCAAGAUGAAAGCUCACACCAUGACAGAGGAGGUCAUGUUCUGGAAGUGGAUAUCGGUUAACACGGUUGCUUUGGUGACCGAUACGGCAGUCUACCACUGGAGCAUGGAGGGGGACUCCCAGCCUGCCAAAGUAUUCGAUCGGCAUGCUAGUCUGGCGGGUUGUCAGAUCAUUAACUACAGAACUGAUGAACAACAGAAGUGGCUACUGCUGAUAGGGAUCUCGGCACAGCAAAAUCGUGUGGUUGGUGCGAUGCAGCUGUAUUCGGUAGACAGGAAGGUGUCCCAGCCCAUUGAGGGCCAUGCUGCAGCCUUCGGGGAGUUUAAGGUGGAGGGCAAUGCCAAGCCCUCCACGCUCUUCUGCUUUGCUGUGCGUUCUCAGGCUGGAGGCAAGUUGCAUAUCAUUGAAGUCGGUCAGCCAGCUACGGGAAACCAGCCCUUUGCCAAGAAAGCAGUGGAUGUGUUCUUCCCUCCGGAGGCCCAGACAGACUUCCCUGUUGCUAUGCAGAUCGGUGCUAAGCAUGGUGUAAUAUACCUGAUCACAAAGUACGGCUACAUCCACCUGUAUGACCUGGAGUCUGGAGUGUGUAUCUACAUGAACCGGAUCAGUGCAGAGACCAUCUUCGUAACCUCUCCCCAUGAGCCCACUUCUGGGAUUAUCGGGGUCAACAAGAAGGGACAGGUAUUGUCAGUGUGUGUGGAAGAGGAGAACAUUGUGAACUAUGCCACCAAUGUUCUGCAAAAUCCAGACCUGGGCUUAAGGAUGGCCGUGCGGUCGAAUCUCGCUGGGGCUGAGGAGCUGUUUGGCAGGAAAUUCAACACUCUGUUUGCUCAGGGAAGUUACUCCGAGGCUGCUAAGGUUGCUGCCUCAGCACCCAAGGGUAUCCUGAGAACGGCGGAGACCAUCCGUAAAUUCCAGAGCGUCCCGGCUCAGCCUGGCCAGGCCUCUCCACUACUGCAGUACUUUGGUAUCCUGCUGGACCAGGGCCAGCUUAACAAGUUUGAAUCUCUGGAGCUAUGUAGGCCCGUCCUACAGCAGGGCCGCAAGCAGCUGCUGGAGAAAUGGCUGAAGGAGGACAAGCUGGAGUGCUCAGAGGAUCUCGGAGAUUUGGUGAAGGCCUCUGACCCGACCCUAGCCCUGAGUGUGUAUCUCAGAGCCAACGUCCCCAACAAGGUCAUCCAGUGCUUUGCUGAGACGGGCCAGUUUCAGAAGAUAGUGCUCUAUGCCAAAAAGGUUGGCUUUACCCCAGACUGGGUGUUUUUGUUGAGGAAUGUAAUGCGUGUCAGUCCAGAUCAAGGCCUGCAGUUUGCCCAGAUGCUGGUCCAGGAUGAGGAGCCAUUGGCUAAUAUCAAUCAGAUUGUGGAUGUGUUUAUGGAAGGUAGUCUAAUCCAGCAGUGCACCUCCUUCCUGUUGGAUGCUUUAAAGAACAACCGGCCGGCUGAGGGACAUUUACAAACACGCCUGCUUGAGAUGAACCUCAUACAUGCCCCACAGGUAGCAGAUGCAAUCCUGGGGAACCAGAUGUUCACCCACUAUGAUCGUGCCCAUGUUGCCCAGCUGUGUGAGAAGGCUGGUCUGCUGCAGAGAGCUCUGGAGCACUACACCGACCUGUAUGAUAUCAAACGAGCUGUGGUGCACACACAUCUGCUCAACCCCGAGUGGCUGGUGAACUUCUUCGGCUCUCUGUCGGUGGAGGACUCGGUGGAGUGUCUCAGGGCCAUGCUGUCCGCUAACAUCAGACAGAACCUGCAGCUGUGUGUCCAGGUAGCGUCUAAGUAUCACGAGCAGCUGGGGACACAGGCACUGGUGGAGCUGUUUGAAUCCUUCAAGAGUUACGAGGGCCUGUUUUACUUCCUGGGCUCAAUUGUGAACUUCAGCCAAGACCCUGACGUUCAUUUUAAGUACAUCCAAGCGGCAUGUAAAACUGGCCAAAUCAAAGAGGUGGAGCGAAUCUGCAGAGAGAGCAACUGCUAUGACCCAGAGAGGGUUAAAAACUUCCUUAAGGAGGCGAAGUUGACAGACCAGCUCCCGCUCAUCAUUGUGUGUGAUCGCUUUGAUUUCGUCCAUGACCUGGUGCUUUACCUGUACCGCAACAGUCUACAGAAGUACAUCGAAAUCUAUGUGCAGAAAGUGAACCCCAGUCGUCUCCCUGUGGUGAUAGGUGGUCUUUUGGAUGUUGACUGCUCUGAAGAUGUUAUUAAGAAUCUGAUCAUGGUGGUCAGAGGACAGUUCUCCACUGAUGAGCUGGUGGAAGAAGUGGAAAAGAGGAACAGGUUAAAGCUUUUGUUGCCCUGGUUGGAGUCCCGUAUCCAUGAAGGUUGCGAGGAGCCAGCUACCCACAAUGCCCUGGCCAAGAUCUACAUUGACAGCAACAACACACCUGAGCGCUUCCUGAAGGAGAACCCUUUCUAUGACAGCGCUGUAGUGGGACGCUACUGUGAGAAGAGAGACCCCCACCUGGCCUGUGUGGCCUAUGAGAGAGGCCAGUGCGACCUGGACCUCAUCAAGGUGUGCAAUGAGAACUCACUGUUUAAGAGUGAAGCUCGCUACCUGGUACGACGGAAAGAUCCAGAGCUGUGGGCGAAUGUCCUGGAGGAGAACAACCCCUACAGACGACAGCUCAUUGACCAGGUAGUGCAGACGGCUCUUUCGGAGACCCAGGACCCGGAAGAAGUGUCAGUCACAGUCAAGGCCUUCAUGACUGCAGACCUGCCUAAUGAGCUCAUUGAGUUGCUGGAGAAGAUUGUGCUGGAUAACUCAGUCUUCAGCGAACACAGAAACCUCCAGAAUUUGCUGAUUUUGACGGCUAUCAAGGCGGACCGUACCCGUGUGAUGGAGUACAUUAACAGACUAGACAACUAUGAUGCUCCAGAUAUUGCCAACAUUGCGAUCAGCAAUGAGCUCUUCGAGGAGGCCUUUGCCAUUUUCAAGAAGUUUGAUGUCAACACCUCAGCCAUACAGGUAUUAAUAGAACAAAUAGGGAACUUGGAUCGGGCCUAUGAGUUUGCCGAACGCUGCAAUGAGCCUGCAGUGUGGAGCCAGCUGGCCAGAGCUCAGCUCCAAAGAGACCUGGUCAAAGAGGCCAUCGACUCCUAUAUCAAAGCCGAUGACCCCUCGGCAUACAUGGAGGUGGUCAACGCUGCCAGCAAGAACAAUAACUGGGAAGACUUGGUCAAGUUCCUCCAGAUGGCUCGUAAGAAGGCCAGGGAGUCGUACGUGGAGACGGAGCUGAUCUUCGCCUUAGCUAAAACCAACCGUCUGGCCGAGCUGGAAGAGUUUGUCAGUGGGCCCAACAACGCCCACAUACAGCAGGUGGGCGACCGGUGUUAUGAAGGGGGUAUGUAUGAAGCAGCUAAGCUCUUGUAUAACAAUGUGUCCAACUUUGCCCGCCUGGCAUCUACACUGGUCCACUUAGGAGAGUACCAGGCAGCCGUUGACAGUGCCAGGAAAGCCAACAGCACACGGACAUGGAAGGAGGUAUGUUUUGCAUGCGUGGAUGGCGAGGAGUUUCGUCUGGCCCAGAUCUGUGGGCUCCACAUUGUGAUACACGCCGAUGAGCUAGAGGACCUGAUCAGCUACUACCAGGACCGCGGCUACUUUGAGGAGCUCAUUGCUCUGCUCGAGGCUGCUCUGGGCCUGGAGAGGGCCCACAUGGGCAUGUUCACUGAGCUGGCCAUCCUCUAUUCCAAGUUCAAGCCCCAGAAGAUGAGGGAGCACCUGGAACUUUUCUGGUCCAGAGUCAACAUCCCUAAGGUGCUACGUGCGGCGGAGCAGUCUCACUUGUGGGCAGAGCUGGUUUUCCUUUAUGAUAAAUAUGAGGAGUAUGACAACGCCGUCAUCAUCAUGAUGUCCCAUCCAACAGAUGCCUGGAAAGAGGGGCAGUUCAAAGACAUCAUUGCGAAGGUUGCCAAUGUGGAGUUGUACUACAAAGCCCUGUCUUUCUAUCUGGACUAUAAGCCCCUUUUGUUGAAUGACCUGCUGACCAUUUUGUCACCACGGUUAGACCACAGCCGAGCCGUCAUCUUUUUCACCAAGGUUCAUCAGCUGAAGUUGGUCAAGCCUUAUCUGCGGUCUGUCCAGAGUCACAACAACAAGGGUGUCAACGAAGCUCUGAACAACCUUCUCACUGAGGAGGAGGACUACCAGGGCUUGAGGGCGUCCAUAGACGCGUAUGACAACUUCGACACCAUUGGCCUCGCGCAGAGGCUAGAAAAGCACGAGCUGAUCGAGUUCAGACGCAUCGCUGCCUACCUGUACAAGGGCAAUAACCGCUGGAGUCAGAGCGUAGAGCUCUGCAAGAAGGACAAACUCUACAAGGAUGCCAUGCUGUAUGCCGCGGAAUCCAAGGAUGCAGAGCUGGCAGAGACUCUUCUUCAGUGGUUCUUGGAGGAGGGCAGGAAGGAGUGCUUUGCCGCCUGCCUGUUCGCCUCCUACGACCUGCUCCACCCAGAUGUGGUGCUGGAGCUGGCAUGGAGACACAAUAUUAUGGACUUUGCCAUGCCAUACUUUAUCCAGGUCAUGAGGGAAUACCUCACCAAGGUUGAUGAGUUUGCAGAGAAGGUGACGGUGGACAAACUGGAGGAGGCAGAAAGCCAAAGGAAGACCGAAGAGGAGGUGACGGAGCCUCAGCCAAUAGUGUUUGGUCAGCAGCUGAUGUUGACCGCCAGCCCUGCUCCGGUGGCUCCCCAGCCGGGUUACCCAGCCUUUGGCUAUGCGGCCCCGGGCUACCCUGCUCAGCCUGCUUACGGCUUCAACAUAGGAGGAUGAAGAUACAGGCUUCUCCGACCUCCUGCCUCCACCCGGGCAAUAAUGACUACGUCACCCAACUACACUGCAUGGCGUCACGUCUUAGCUCCUAGAAGAAAAUGACAUUCAAU
This is a messenger RNA of Lampris incognitus (smalleye Pacific opah), 5293 nucleotides long. RefSeq names its product clathrin, heavy chain-like 1 (gene cltcl1). Gene Ontology annotation, cellular component: clathrin coat of trans-Golgi network vesicle; extracellular exosome; clathrin-coated endocytic vesicle. Gene Ontology annotation, biological process: receptor-mediated endocytosis; intracellular protein transport. The record is from RefSeq and is a predicted model, not a curated record. Lineage: Eukaryota; Metazoa; Chordata; Actinopteri; Lampriformes; Lampridae. The coding region runs from base 129 to 5183 and encodes 1684 amino acids. Gene Ontology annotation, molecular function: structural molecule activity; clathrin light chain binding. The transcript is spliced from 33 exons.